Messenger RNA from Emericellopsis cladophorae, 990 nucleotides. RefSeq lists its product as uncharacterized. Lineage: Eukaryota; Fungi; Ascomycota; Sordariomycetes; Hypocreales; Bionectriaceae. The coding region runs from base 1 to 990 and encodes 329 amino acids. The transcript is spliced from 2 exons. The record is from RefSeq and is a predicted model, not a curated record. Gene Ontology annotation, cellular component: mitochondrial outer membrane. Gene Ontology annotation, biological process: lipid homeostasis; mitochondrion organization.
AUGUCCGACCGACGCGACUCGCUGUCGACCAAUGUGUCGCUAUUACAGCUCGACCCAUCGCCCAUAGAUUCCCCCGAAGUCGAGCGCCCAGUUCCACUGCUUGAAGAUGAAUCCUCUGAAGACCUAGAGAGCUCGAGCGCCUCACUACCCUCGAAAGGCUCAGCUUCAGCCCCUGGCCUUAGUGGCUCAGGACGUGGCUCCAUCUACUACCUGACACGCGUACAAAAGUACUCGUCGUAUGCGAUGAACACCUUCUUUGCCCUCCAUAUUACAAAUGUCUCGAUUCUCCCAGCGAUAACAGGGUCCGCCGACGCCUCGGAGACAUACCUCCUCAUGACGCGCGAAAUCUACCAGACCGCAAUCACGGAGCCGCUCCUUGUCGCCCUACCUGCGAUCCUACACAUCGGUUCCGGCAUAGCAUUGCGUCUGGUACGCAGAUCGCAGAACGUGCAACGAUACGGGACGACAACCCCAGGCUUCUGGGCCGUGGGAAGCCACAGGAAACGCAUGAGCCCCUGGCCAGAGAUGAGCUACAUCUCAUUAUCAGGGUACGCCUUGAGCUUCUUCUACUCGGCGCACGUGCUUGUGAACCGCAUCCUGCCGCUGGCCGUGGAGGGCGACAGCUCAAAUAUUGGACUCGCGUACGUCGCACAUGGUUUUGCCAGAAGUCCCUGGAUAUCAGGUAUUGGCUACGCCGGCCUGAUCGGCUUGAGCGCGGGCCACAUUGUCUGGGGCUCGGCCAAGUGGCUGAAUCUCGCACCCUCCACCCGGGGUUGGUUACAGAGGCGGAAUGGAAUAGAGGCGUCGGCUGUUGUAGACAAGAAGACCCGCAAGGAGAGGCGGCGCAAGUGGCUCGCUGUGCAAGGCGUGGCGGCGCUUGUAGCUGGCCUCUGGGCUGUCGGGGGCCUGGGUGUUGUUGCCAGAGCGGGCGCCAGCGAUGGUUGGAUUGGGAAACUGUACGAUGGCAUGUUCAUGAGGAUCGGUGUGUGA